Molecule: messenger RNA, 547 nt
Organism: Verticillium dahliae VdLs.17
Lineage: Eukaryota; Fungi; Ascomycota; Sordariomycetes; Glomerellales; Plectosphaerellaceae
Exons: 2
Coding region: 126-470 (114 amino acids)
Source: RefSeq, a predicted model, not a curated record
ACGCCUUAACGAUGUGAUACUGCGACAUCAUGCGACCGCCUCGACCACCGGCGAAGGGCUCACUACAGAGAUUAAAGCCGAAUAGGUUGCCAUACCUGGUAGACGGCGACUGAAAUGGCGCAAAUAUGGAGUCGCAACCGAGUCCCGAGCUCUCCUCCACGGCCAUAGCCGACUUAGCGAUGGAUAUGGAGCUAGGCUCACCGGGUCUGGCCCACUCAGUCGUCAGAAAGCGCAGCUGUCGGCUACAUAUGAGUCCGAUGCUGUACGAUGGGAUGGUGGAACUCACAUCGCCUGUGAUUGGGAACAAUUCGGCCAUAAUUUUCGUGAAAUGUCUCCGCGGAAGCGACCUUCAUUGGGGGGCCAAUGGGCACAAGAAGAGGAUGCCGGGAGAAACGGCCAAAGUCCGCUCCGCAAGCCAGCUGGCUUACGAAGCCGACCAAUGGCAAGUUCAUGCACCUUGGGGUGCAUGAACCUUCCAAAGUAGCCGAUAGCGCUAACGUUGUCCAAGUCAGCGGAAACAUGACGAAUAUAAAGAUCGAUUGACCCU